GUUUUUGCAGUGUGCGAAGAGUACCUCGAAAUAACAGAUACAAGCCCAAGAUCUCAGAACUGAUAUGAACUAACUUUAUGACAACCAAGAGCACAUUUUGGGUAGUGAUUAAUGCAAAGGCUACCAGUUUUGUACACACUUCUGAAAGAAAAUAACAGAUUUAAAAUUAUGUUAUCAAUUCUAAUUUACUAAUUAAGGAUAUUGAGAUAUGCUUUAUGCUAACCACUCGGCAACUGUGCUUCCCAUUCACAUUCAAAGCAACUGCGAAAUUCCUACAGUAUACAGUAGGCGUUGGACAACAACCUCGUCAGAAUUAUCUACAGUGAAAGCGAGAAUAUGAUGCAUAUUCGUCGAUUUUACUAAAUAAUAAACGGCAAACUACAAAUUUCUCUCAUUCGUUCAUGGCGACGUCGAUCUAAAACGUCACUACGCACUACUGACCAAUCGCUAACGUUUUCGGAGAGGAUGCUGAACAGGCUGGGCCCCAUCUGGGCGAAGCACAUAUUAAAUCCAUAACGCCGCUCAUGUGAGCCCUUUUUAGUGUAGUGAAACGCAUGUUAUCCGAAGAGCGGUAGUUCGUUUGGAAUUGUCUCAGUCACAUUGUGGUUUGUAGCUUAAUAAGGUUCUUUUCGUGGCCGUGGCAUGGAUGAAAUACGGCCUAACAGCGGUGCCCAGGCGCACGGGCUAUCGUCACUGUUUCCCCCGGGAUUGCAGGCUAUCUACGGGGAAUGUCGGCGACUUUAUCCCGAUCAAGCAAACCCGCUACAAGUUACAGCCAUUGUCAAAUACUGGUUAGGGGGUCCAGACCCGUUAGACUACAUUAGUAUGUAUCGAAAUACGGGGUGUCCAGCUCAGGACGUCCAGGAGCAUUGGCACUACGUCAGCUUUGGUCUCAGCGAUCUGUAUGGAGACAACAGGGUUCACGAAUUCACAGGAAUAGACAAACCCAGCGGCUUUGGCUUCGAGCUCACCUUUCGACUGAAAAGAGAGAUGGGGGAGACGGCCCCGCCCACCUGGCCGGCUGAACUCAUGCAAGGCUUGGCGCGCUACGUCUUCCAAUCGGAAAACACGUUUUGCAGUGGCGACCACAUAUCAUGGCACAAUCCCCUAGACAACAGCGAGUCUCGCAUCCAGCAUAUGUUGCUCACGGAGGACCCUCAAAUGCAUCCCAUUCAAACUCCUUUUGGCACCGUCAGUUUCCUGCAGAUUGUGGGCGUUUGUACAGAGGAGCUGCAGGCGGCACAGCAGUGGAAUGGCCAAGGCAUCUUGGAACUGAUGCGAGGGCUUCGAGUAGCUGGCGGUCCCUGGCUGAUCACAGACAUGAGGAGAGGGGAGACCAUCUUUGACAUUGAUCCACAUCUACAAGAGAGAGUGGACCACGGCAUCGAGACGGAAGGCUCCAACUUGAGCGGGGUCAGCGCGAAGUGCGUGUGGGACGACCUGAGUCGACCGCCAGAUGACGACGAGGACAGUCGGUCCAUUUGCAUCGGCUCGCAGCCUCGCAGGCUCUCUGAUAAAGACACAGAAAAGAUCAGGGAGACCUUAAGGAAAGGCCUGGAGUUUAACACCAAGGCACCACUGCCCCCCAUCGGCAGCCAGAGACAUGACAGACCUCAAAGUCGAAAGGACAGUUUGGAAAGCGAGACCUCAACCGCCAUCGUCCCGCACGAGUUAGUCCGAACACGACAGUUGGAAAGUGUCCAUCUGAAAUUUAACCAAGAGUCCGGCACACUGCUUCCACUCUGCUUACGGGGCCGCUUGCUGCACGGCAGACAUUUUACUUUCAAAAGUAUUAACGGCGACACGGCUAUUACGUUUGUGUCUACUGGGGUGGAGGGAGCCUUUGCUACUGAGGAGCAUCCAUACGCAGCCCACGGCCCUUGGCUUCAGAUAUUGUUGACUGAAGAGUUUGUGGAUCAGAUGCUUGGGGAUUUACAUGAUCUUAACACUCGUGAGGAUACAAAACUACCGAAAGAGUACAGUUGGCCAGAGAAGAAGCUGAAGAUCUCCAUCCUCCCAGACUGUGUGUUUGAUAACCUUCUGCAAUGAGCUGGAGAUGCUUAUUCACUACAAAAAAAAAAAAAAACAACAAUGUCAAAACCUGCACAUCCACUCACUCGGAGGACGCAGUGACGUUGAAGUGUCCUCACUAAAGAAACGUGAACUCCAAAAGACUCUCAGUCGAUCUGGGCUGCUCAAAGUCUCAGGUCCAUAUUACAAACGUCGCUAACGCAGUUUAGCCAUGUAGGCGUCACAUCACAAGCAAUAACUUGUGUUCUAUUUAUUCCAGUGGCCACAGUAAAGACAACAACAAAAAAGUCAGCUACUGAUCGCAUUUUUAACAUGUUUUCUUUCAUUAUUGCCUUUGCUGUAUGUGUACGUUAAACAAAUGCUGGACAUUUUUCCCGCUAUGAUGCCAAAGGUAAUGUCGGUCACUCGGUGCUAAUGCUUUGACUGGGUGAAGUAAGCCAACAUUUCAACUCUCGUCUUUGUUGUAUGGCUGACAAAUGCUGCAAAUACAUGCCCCUAUGCCAAGAUUUUGUAUAGCAGGAGCGAGGAACCUAUCAGGAGCUAUUUCAUUUUUCAUCAAGUUCUUUAAGGGCCACACUAAAUGUAUGAAAUAUAAGCAUUUCCUCCAAACUUGUAUUUGUUUUUAGCGUUGCCAGAUCAAGCCCAUAUAUGGCUGGAGGUUCUUUACCCUGGUUACGUGCAGUCAUAUUUCAGUUUGUAAUGUCUCCAUUAACUUGGGUUAGGUAAUAACUUGUCUGCUUUUGUGUUUUAAGAUGGCAAUCUCUACAGUGUUAUGUCCAGCGGCCACUGUGAAUGAAAAGGUUUGGAUUUUUGUGUUGUCGUGUGUAGGAUCAGUUCGACAAUGAGUUGGAGCAAACCUCAAAUUGAAAAGGUCCACACACGCACAGAUAUGUUGGCUCAGUGAUUCUUACUGUGUCAUGAGCCGCUUGGAUUUUGAUCUCGAUAACACCAGAAUUGAAAGGACAAAUUUUACGAUAUUGUCUUUCUUUUCAGACCGCGUGUACUGUUACACCAUACUGUAUGUCAUGAUAUUAUAUAGUUGUCUUUGUCUGUCUUUUUUUAAGUGACUGAUACAUGUUGAUAACAUGCUUUUGUUAUUUGCCAUUUUAUUUGAACCGGUUAUAAUCCCAAGUGCAUUAAAGAGUAGCUAUUUACACAAAUAAAGCUGGAACACUGAUAAA
Messenger RNA from Hippocampus comes (tiger tail seahorse), 3212 nucleotides. It is a transcript of the gene sufu, whose product is annotated as suppressor of fused homolog (Drosophila). Gene Ontology annotation, molecular function: transcription factor binding. The record is from RefSeq and is a predicted model, not a curated record. Bases 643 to 2049 code for a protein of 468 amino acids. The transcript has 12 exons. Gene Ontology annotation, cellular component: nucleus; cytoplasm. Lineage: Eukaryota; Metazoa; Chordata; Actinopteri; Syngnathiformes; Syngnathidae.